AUGAACCGACAUGGGUCAACAAGUAGUCGUACAGUGGGUGCUACGACGUCUGCUGGUCUUGACCAGAACUUUGGGAACAUCGAUGAAUUAGGGUGGUUUAAAUGGGUAUGGUACAUUACAACCAAACUGACCAUAUCAGAUAUCGUCUUGAUGAUACAGGAGCGUGUUGAGCUAGUUGACUGGGAUGAAAAGGCAGAUUCUAUCGCAAAACCUCUCGGGAUCUGUUUGAUUACGUUGACAUACUCUAUUAGGUUUCUUCAGGAUAACCUUAUACGACCCAACUCUAUAGCACUAUACGGGUCUGGUACAAACCAUGCCGGUGACGCAGAGGUAUUUGACUUGUCUAAGUCCAAGAAGUUACGCGAGAUGGAUUACCUGCCACAAUUUCCAACUUCCAUCCCUAACCUAGGGAGCCACCAGCAAAUUGAACAGAAAUGGUAUUUCCGCCUGUUACGGUCUCUGGAUAAAGUUACCACCGGUAUAUCAGUGGUUUGCAUAUGUUUGAAUCUGUUUGUCAGCUACAAGUUUUUGUUUGGUCACUUCAGAUUGUACUCCCUUUUUUAUUCUGUUGACCGUCCAAGUGGAUCUCCAAACAUCGUUAUACUCUCUCUGGAUGAACUAAAUGACGAUGGUGCAUGGGGGAUAACAUUGGAAAAUACACAUUGGUCUUUUUGGACAAUAUGCCGUUAUCUCUUGUUCCGUUGGAGGUCUCGUAUCAGACGUAAGCAGGCUCGUUUAGAUGAUGGCGGUGAUGGGACUACCAAAGACUACUAUUACCAACUAAGGAAAUGGACCCCAUCAAGAUUUAUGACUACCCUUUUUAUUUAUUAUCCCCCGACUUGUUUGGUGUUUCUCUGCUUGAUGGAGGCAAGUUUCUCGAUGUUAGGUGCCAUUGUCGUCCAUCAGUUCUUGUUUAAAAUGAUCAUUGGAAGAUAUUUGGUUAGAAUUACAGAUGAUUCCAUUUUGUCAAAGUCUUUAAUGGAUGAGUAUAUUCAGAAGGCAAUCAACCCUCUGACAAACAAACAAAUGCAAGAUGCACAAACUGGCGCUACAUUUUAUGAUGAGUUUGGAGACGUGAAAUUUUUCCCUGCUACAACUUCAAGUAAAAGGAAUAUAUUCCAGAGCCACGACAUUGGCGGGGAACUAAUCAAGCAAAGUUAUGACAAAAGUGAGGGUAGUUUCAAAGAUUUCGCAAAAGGCGAAAGAGAAGCUCAGAAUAGAAUAUUUGUUCCUCCCAAACAAUUUCACCGCUUUCGUGUACGAAAUCAAAAUUCGCAAUCACAAAAUUGGAGAAGAUAG
Huiozyma naganishii CBS 8797 is the source of this 1299-nucleotide messenger RNA. RefSeq names its product Nur1p (gene NUR1). Gene Ontology annotation, biological process: regulation of exit from mitosis; maintenance of rDNA. The record is from RefSeq and is a predicted model, not a curated record. The transcript has a single exon. The coding region runs from base 1 to 1299 and encodes 432 amino acids. NCBI's taxonomy places the organism in Eukaryota, Fungi, Ascomycota, Saccharomycetes, Saccharomycetales, Saccharomycetaceae.